GAAGGGAUUUAUCUCCCAGCUCCACACGCCUGGUUCUCUUUCCUCCCUCCAACCUGACAUCUCAACAGGGUCCAAAGCGGCUCCAGCCUUAACAGGGGAUUCCUUUGAAAGAACGAACGACGAAGACGGGCAGCUUAACCACCAUGACCCUGAAGUCCAACAAGAGCGAGCCCCUCGGACCUUUCGCUGCCUUCGAGACUAUCAAUAGUUGCCGGACACCGCUGUCUGAUUUGUAUCUGGAGCAGUUACUGCAGAGCAAAGGCAAGCCUGAGGGAUAUAUGCUGACAUGCCCUGGUACUGCCCAGGAAGUCUACAGCAAUGGCAGUGCCAACUCUUCCCCUUACAUGAAUGGCAACAGUAAAGAACAUGAGGCCCAGAACAUGAAGAAAAUCCAAAUGAUCACAUUCCAGAAAAGUACAAAUGAACCUUUGGGAAUUACUUUGAAACUGAAUGACAAGGGGCGCUGUGUCAUUGGAAGGAUUCUACACGGAGGGAUGAUUCAUAGACAAGGCACACUGCACGUUGGUGAUGAAAUUCUUGAAAUAAAUGGCAAAAGUGCACUAAAUCAAACAGUGGAAGAACUGCAGUCACAGCUGAAGGAAAUGAUGGGAACUGUCACCUUACAGGUUCAAUCCAGCUACCAUUGCAACCCUCUGUCUUUUGAGAUGUAUAUGAGAGCUCAAUUUGAUUAUGAUCCAAAGAAGGACGAUCUAAUCCCUUGCAAGGAAGCUGGAUUAAGUUUUGAGACGGGUGACAUCAUCAAGAUUAUCAGUAAGGACGAUCCCAACUGGUGGCAGGGCACUCUGGAAAAUACAAGCAAAAUAACUGGACUAAUUCCCUCACCUGAACUGCAGGAAUGGCGAGUGGCCAACAGGAAUACAGCUAAUCAGGAUGUGACGUCAGGAUGUGGCGUAUUUGGGAAGAAGAAAAAACAGUGUAAAGACAAGUAUCUGGCCAAGCACAGUGCAAUCUUUGAUCGCCUGGAUCUAGUCUCAUAUGAAGAAGUCGUACAGCUCCCUGCGUUCAACAGAAAGACCUUGGUGCUUCUUGGAGCCAAUGGAGUUGGGAGAAGUCACAUUAAAAAUGCUCUGAUUACCAAACACUCAGACAAAUUUGCAUAUCCAAUUCCACACACCUCGAGGUUACCAAAGGAAAAUGAAGAAGAUGGAAAGAACUACUACUUUAUUUCCAAUGAGGACAUGGUGAAGAACAUCACCUGUAAUGAAUUUCUGGAAUAUGGAAGCUUCCAAGGGGCCAUGUUUGGAACAAAGCUGGAGACAAUCCGCAAGAUCAAUGAAGGACAGGGCAAAAUUGCAGUGGUGGAUAUAGAGCCCCAGGCGCUGAAGGUUCUCAGAACAGCAGAGUUUGCACCACUGGUGGUCUUCAUUGCUGCUCCCUCUGGUAUUCAGCUAGGCACUCAGGUUGAAUCUCUCAAGAAGAUCCAAAAGGAGUCAGAAAUCCUCCAGCAAACUUACGGACAUUGGUUUGAUCUGACACUGGUUAACAAUGAACUACAAGAUACAGUGCAAAAUCUGGUGGAGGCAAUUGAAAAUGCAUGCACUACCGCACAAUGGGUACCUGUGUCAUGGGUCUAUUAGUGGACUGUUGCAGGAGGGGUACAACAAAUAAAAUGUACUUUUUAGAAUUCAUUUAAUCCAAAAUCAGAAUGCAGUUUGGAGCCUUGUCAUUUAUAACUGAAACAUCCCUAUUAGCAUUUUAGAAGAUGCCAUUCAAUUGAUACACCAUCUCUAAGGUCAUCAAGUUUUAUAUACUUUAAAAGCAAUGACUGUUAAGUAACGGGAGAUUGUAUUACUCACAAUGUUGGCUGACUUACAUUUGCUUUAAAUAACUUUCCUAGAGCCUGUUGUAUGUAACCCUUUAAUGUACCUGGUCCAGCAUUUAAACUCCUCCACAACACCACUGUAGUGAAUGACCUUAUUACAGCUCAUUCUGUUUCAUAUUGCAGCAUUUGCACAAGACAGAGAACAAUAAUGCAUCACUAUUUCACCAGCAGGUCCAAGAAUGGAUCAUGCAGGUCAUUAGGCUAUUGAAAACUAUAAAAUUUAGAAUUAUGGUAUCAGUCCACACUUGAAAUGCAGUGGGGAAUGGUGCAAGAAAUAUUCAGGCAUAUCAUGUCUACCGUUUCACCUAACUACAGCCAAGGUACGCAUCUAAGUAUAAGUGUUCUAAAAUCUUCUAGUCAACUUGAAAUUAUGCAAGAUAUUAGGUGCUAAACAUUAAUUGCAAAAGUACACCAUAUAAUGCUGAGUUAUGUAAUUUUCUCAUCUAAGUGGAAAUGCUUAUUUAAAUAAAGGCAUUUACCUCGGUGAA
Messenger RNA from Mobula hypostoma (lesser devil ray), 2331 nucleotides. It is a transcript of the gene mpp1, whose product is annotated as MAGUK p55 scaffold protein 1. NCBI's taxonomy places the organism in Eukaryota, Metazoa, Chordata, Chondrichthyes, Myliobatiformes, Myliobatidae. The transcript has 12 exons. The record is from RefSeq and is a predicted model, not a curated record. The coding region runs from base 144 to 1598 and encodes 484 amino acids. Gene Ontology annotation, cellular component: plasma membrane; cell-cell junction. Gene Ontology annotation, molecular function: signaling receptor binding.